AAGCCAAACUAAUCUGUUCCCUUUGAUUAUCCCUUUUGUUACUAUUACAAUUUAAAUCUCAACAGCGGAUUAACAAUCAACUUGUAACCAACUGAAAGACAAUUGAAAAAACAAUCAGAACAAUUAAAAAAAGAUAUUAACUGAAUUUCAUCAAAUCAACAUUGAACUUUUUUCUUCUUUAACAACUUUAUUCAAUUUUUCGUCGAGCUGAAGUUUGUUUUUACUUCUGUUGUGACAAUUACUCAUCUAAUCAAUUGUAAUUAACUUUUAAUUGUGCAACUGAUUAGCCGAAAUUUUGAUCAAUUUGUAAAUUGUUUUUUUUUCUAUCUGUGAUUGUUUACAAUUCGCAAUUCAAACUGAUUAACUGAAUUAUUGUGAUUAGUGAUUUGUUUUCUGUCGUAAUUGUUUUCCUCCGAUCAAUUAUAUUAGACAAUAUUCAGCAAUGUCCACUGACGGUCAUUCACCAAAUUCAAUUUCUAGCAAAGGUGAAUUGGGUAAAACAGUGAAGGAAAAACUGGACAAUUUGCUCAAGAAAACUCCGGGACUCGAGGUUCCCCCGGAGGCAGGAUUUUUCCGCCGUCGCCGUCGUCGGUCACUCCAUCUUGCCGAAUGUCCAUCAUACGAAGAUUCAUCAGCAGAAAAAGAAGGUCUUCAUCGUACUGGAUCAUUUAAUGAGAAAUCAAAGAAACUUUCACUUCCCUUACCAACCUCAAGUUAUUACCUUGAAUCUGAAACAUCAAGUAGUUCAUGUACCAGUAGGAGUUCCGGUGUGGAAUCCCUUUCCGGUGAGAUAACUCCCUCCGAGUUUAGUGAUAUAACAAUCACACCAGGAGAUGAACAUCCAGUUCGAGCUGAUCGUAAGAAACGUCGCUGGUCAAGAGCCGCUCGGACUCACAGUUUCACUCGAAUCUUCAGUUACGUUUUUGAAAAAUGUCGCACUUGUGAUACUUACAUUUAUCUAGGAGGUUACAAAUGUGAAAAGUGCCUUCUUUUUUCUCAUAAUAAAUGCCUUCGAUCGAUGAUAAUCCUUUGUGCUCGUAAUCCAAUUCCAAAACGGGUAAGCCCCAUUUUCGGGGUUCAUUUAACCACCUCAACGGAUCCAGUACCAUUCAUAGUUGUCAAAUGUUGCCACGAGAUCGAAAGACGUGGCUACAGUAUUAAAGGUAUCUAUCGGGUUAACGGUGUUGUCUCUCGAGUCCAAAAGUUUGUCCGAAGUCUCGAGAAUAGUCCUUACCUGAUUGACUUCAGUGAUACAAAUCCAAACGAUAUUGGUCAUGUUCUUAAGGAAUAUUUUCGAAUGCUUCCCGAACCAAUAUUCACCAGUGACUUAUAUUCACAGUUCAUGAAUGUGGCCAAGAAACAUCGAGCUACCGAAGAGAGUACAGAAAAACGAGCAGAGAUAAUUAAUGAUCUUAAAGAGAUCGUUAAAAAAUUGCCCAAAAAUCACAAGGAAACUUUGGCCUAUUUAAUGCACCAUUUAAAAUUCAUUGCCAACAAUCAAGAACUCAAUCAAAUGUCAACCAAAAAUCUUGGUCUUGUUUUUGCACCAACACUUUUCCGAAUGAAAGAUAUUGAUGGAAAUGUUUUCUCAAUGUUAUUUGACAAUUCCCUUCAAACUCUGGUAAUUGAAUAUCUCAUCGAUAAUUGUUUCGAUAUAUUUGGUCCACCAACACCGAUACCACUUUAUAGAGAUGAAGUUCACGUAAAUAACGAAAAUAACCUGUUCUAAAUCAUAUAAUCAACUAAUUGGUAGAAGAGGCAAAAAACAAAACGGAAUCAAAAUAAUUCCAGAAACAAUCGAGAAAAAAACAAUCAAUCAUAAAGAAUAAGAAAAAAAAAAGUUCAAUCAAUUCUGAUCUCAUUUAUAUAAAAAUUGAAACAAAAAUGUUAAUCCAAAUCUCAUGGUCUCUUUGUAAUAAUAACAACAAAUAACAAACUUUUUUGAAAAAUAAUAAAGAACGAAAAAAAUCUCAA
Molecule: messenger RNA, 1974 nt
Organism: Panonychus citri (citrus red mite)
Lineage: Eukaryota; Metazoa; Arthropoda; Arachnida; Trombidiformes; Tetranychidae
Product: rho GTPase-activating protein 45-like
Exons: 7
Coding region: 443-1729 (428 amino acids)
Biological process (GO): activation of GTPase activity; signal transduction
Molecular function (GO): GTPase activator activity
Source: RefSeq, a predicted model, not a curated record